Trifolium pratense (red clover) is the source of this 3785-nucleotide messenger RNA. RefSeq names its product ISWI chromatin-remodeling complex ATPase CHR11-like. Gene Ontology annotation, molecular function: nucleosome binding; ATP hydrolysis activity; ATP-dependent chromatin remodeler activity. Gene Ontology annotation, cellular component: nucleus; chromatin. The record is from RefSeq and is a predicted model, not a curated record. NCBI's taxonomy places the organism in Eukaryota, Viridiplantae, Streptophyta, Magnoliopsida, Fabales, Fabaceae. The transcript is spliced from 24 exons. Gene Ontology annotation, biological process: regulation of transcription by RNA polymerase II; nucleosome organization. Bases 83 to 3412 code for a protein of 1109 amino acids.
AUUCCCUUUUCACUCUCUCACGCUUUGAAAUAAAAUCUCGCUCGCGCUCCCACUAUCACGAAACCCUCGAUCUGAGAAAAUCAUGGCAAUAACUUCCAAAUCUCAGGUUUCAAGCGCCUCCAAUUCUUCAUCAUCAUCUGAAGAAGAAGAAGAGGUUGAGAACGUUAACGACCAGAUCGAAGAUGACGAAGACGAACUCGAAGCCGUUGCUCGUUCCCCUGACUCCGAUGACGACGAUGAUAAUGUUCCAGAUGAAGCCGCCGAAGUCGACGAAGAUGCCGAUGACGGCGAAGACGAUAAUCAGGAUGAAAGUAAUGUUAAUCCUGAGAUUAGUAAGCGUGAGAAAGCGAGAUUAAAAGAAUUGGAGAGGUUGAAGAAACAGAAGAUUCAGGAAAUAUUGGAUGCACAAAAUGCAACUAUUGAUGCUUCUAUGAACACUAAAGGAAAAGGGCGACUGAAGUAUCUAUUGCAGCAAACUGAGCUGUUUGCUCAUUUUGCAAAAAGUGAGCAAUCUUCAUCUCAGAAAAAGACUAAGGGAAGAGGACGCCAUGCUUCAAAAGUGACUGAGGAAGAGGAGGAUGAAGAAUACCUCAAAGAAGAAGAAGGUGGUUUAGGAAAUACACGGCUGGUUACUCAACCAUCUUGUAUCCAAGGAAAAAUGAGGGAUUACCAACUUGCGGGACUUAAUUGGCUCAUACGUUUGUAUGAAAAUGGAAUAAAUGGAAUUUUAGCAGAUGAAAUGGGUCUUGGCAAAACUUUACAAACUAUAUCUUUAUUGGGCUAUUUACAUGAGUUCAGAGGAAUAACGGGUCCGCAUAUGGUGGUUGCUCCAAAAUCUACUCUUGGAAAUUGGAUGAAUGAGAUUCGACGCUUCUGUCCUGUUUUAAGGGCAAUUAAGUUCCUUGGUAGCCCUGAUGAAAGGAAACAUAUAAGAGAGGACUUAUUGGUUGCUGGAAAGUUUGAUGUGGUUGUGACAAGUUUUGAAAUGGUAAUCAAGGAGAAGACAACAUUGCGUCGAUUUAGUUGGCGUUAUGUUAUUAUUGAUGAAGCCCAUCGGAUCAAGAAUGAGAACUCCCUCCUGUCCAAAACAAUGAGGCUAUAUAAUACAAACUACCGGCUCCUUAUAACUGGCACACCGCUACAGAACAAUCUUCAUGAGCUCUGGUCUCUUCUCAACUUUCUUCUGCCUGAAAUUUUUAGUUCUGCUGAAACGUUUGAUGAAUGGUUUCAAAUCUCCGGUGAAAAUGACCAACAGGAGGUUGUUCAACAACUUCACAAGGUCCUCCGUCCAUUUCUUCUUCGAAGAUUGAAAUCAGAUGUGGAGAAAGGGUUGCCACCGAAAAAGGAAACCAUUCUCAAAGUAGGCAUGUCCCAAAUGCAGAAACAAUAUUAUAAGGCAUUACUGCAGAAGGAUCUUGAGGUUGUGAAUGCUGGUGGAGAACGGAAGCGUCUCCUAAAUAUAGCAAUGCAACUUCGUAAAUGUUGCAAUCAUCCAUAUCUUUUCCAAGGGGCUGAACCUGGUCCUCCCUACACAACAGGGGAUCAUCUCAUUACAAAUGCUGGCAAAAUGGUUCUAAUGGAUAAAUUACUUCCCAAACUAAAAGAGCGGGAUUCUAGGGUCCUAAUAUUUUCACAGAUGACUAGACUGCUAGACAUACUUGAAGAUUAUUUGAUGUUUCGUGGAUACCAAUAUUGUCGCAUAGAUGGUAAUACUGGUGGAGAUGACCGUGAUGCGUCCAUUGAGGCUUUCAACAAACCAGGAAGUGAGAAAUUUGUCUUCUUGUUAUCUACUCGAGCUGGAGGUCUCGGCAUCAAUCUUGCUACUGCCGAUGUUGUUAUUCUUUAUGAUAGUGACUGGAACCCACAAGCUGACUUGCAAGCUCAAGAUCGAGCUCAUAGGAUUGGUCAAAAGAAAGAAGUUCAAGUUUUCAGAUUCUGCACUGAGUAUACGAUCGAGGAAAAGGUCAUUGAAAGGGCUUACAAAAAGCUUGCACUUGAUGCUCUGGUGAUUCAGCAAGGGCGAUUAGCUGAGCAGAAGUCUGUUAAUAAAGAUGAUUUGCUUCAAAUGGUUAGAUUCGGUGCCGAAAUGGUUUUUAGUUCCAAGGACAGUACAAUUACAGAUGAAGAUAUUGACAGAAUUAUUGCCAAAGGAGAGGAAUCAACAGCUGAGCUUGAUGCUAAGAUGAAGAAAUUUACUGAAGAUGCAAUCAAAUUUAAGAUGGAUGACACUGCUGAUUUGCUUGACUUUGAUGAUGAGAAAGUAAGUAGUCAUUUUUUUCUUUACUAUCCAUCUUGGAAUCUGUUCUUAUUGCUCAAUUUUGCCUCAACUGUCUUUUUUUCUUUUUUAACCAACCUCUACAUUUACUUUCUUCUUUCAAUGAAGGAUGAGAACAAAGUUGAUUUCAAAAAAAUUGUGAGUGACAACUGGGUUGAGCCAUCACGAAGAGAACGGAAGCGAAAUUACUCAGAGUCUGAAUACUUCAAGCAAACAAUGCGCCAAGCUGCUCCUACUAAACCAAAAGAACCCCGAAUUCCUAGGAUGCCUCAAUUGCAUGAUUUUCAGUUCUUCAACAACCACAGGCUGAGUGAGCUGUAUGAAAAGGAAGUUCGAUAUCUAAUGCAAGCACAUCAGAAGAAUCAAGUAAAAGAUUCCAUAGAUGUUGAUGAACCAGAAGAGGUGGGAGAGCCAUUGACUGCAGAAGAGUCUGAAGAAAAGGAGCAACUUCUAGAGGAGGGAUUUUCAUCAUGGAGCCGGAAGGAUUUUAAUACUUUCAUUAGGGCAUGUGAAAAAUAUGGCCGAAAUGAUAUAAAAAGUAUUGCUUCUGAGAUGGAAGGAAAGACAGAAGAAGAAGUAGAAAGAUAUGCAGAAGUUUUCAGAGAGCGAUACAAGGAGUUGAAUGAUUAUGACAGAAUUAUAAAAAACAUUGAAAGAGGUGAGUCAAGAAUAGCUCGGAAAGAUGAGAUCAUGAAAGCUAUUGGGAAGAAGUUGGACCGCUACAAGAAUCCUUGGCUAGAGUUGAAGAUACAAUAUGGACAAAACAAAGGGAAAUUAUACAAUGAAGAAUGUGAUCGAUUCAUGAUAUGCAUGACUCACAAACUUGGAUAUGGGAAUUGGGAUGAAUUGAAGGCGGCAUUUCGAAUGUCACCCUUGUUUCGUUUUGAUUGGUUUGUAAAGUCACGCACAACUCAGGAACUAACAAGGAGAUGUGACACCCUCAUUCGGCUGGUAGAGAAGGAAAAUCAAGAAUAUGAUGAAAGGGAGAGACAAGCUCGUAAAGAAAAGAAACUUGCCACUAAGAGUUCGACUCCAUCAAAGCGCCCCUUGCCAAGACAAGCAGAGAGUCCAUCUCUGAAGAAGCGGAAGCAAUUAACGAUGGAUCACUAUGUAAGCUCGGGGAAGAGAAAAAAAUAAAUGGACGAAUGCCCUACAUUCCGGUAAAUGAGAGGGGUUGUUUGUAGGUUGACUUCUGAUUUUAAAGCCUUGGUGACUUUGAUAUGGCCUAGUAAACAUCUCUAUUGAUCGUAGCGUGGCUUCUGGCUUCCGAAGUUUGGUGCUAGGGGCUUCUACCUAACACCCUAAUUUUACCUCUUACACCUUCCUUUCUGCAUUCUUAUUUUUUUACUCUCCACAGCGCUGCUUUGCCUAAUGUAACCUUCGAAAGGUUUAUUAAGAUUAAGAUGAAAUUGAAUGCCAAUUUUUUUGUAAAUCUAAACUGUUAGAUUGAAUGUCCGGUUUAUUAACUGCAGCAAGUUUAUUUAUUAAUAUUCAACAAUUUAUGGACCUA